This is a messenger RNA of Mytilinidion resinicola, 796 nucleotides long. RefSeq lists its product as uncharacterized. Bases 4 to 483 code for a protein of 159 amino acids. NCBI's taxonomy places the organism in Eukaryota, Fungi, Ascomycota, Dothideomycetes, Mytilinidiales, Mytilinidiaceae. The record is from RefSeq and is a predicted model, not a curated record. The transcript is spliced from 2 exons.
GCCAUGGAGAUGGAUGAGGAUGACUGGAAAGAGUAUGGCGAAUUGCUCAAGCGAGAAGAUGGCGGCUCUUGUCCUUUAUCCAUUCGCAGUUAUUCCGUUUCUGGGUCUGUAUCAGCUCCGGGAUCCACGUCUAGCAUCACCGGCGUUUCGACGACGCUGUUGACUGUUACGGGUUCAGGCUCAGCUCCAACGAUAGCCGAGCCAUUAACGACGGGUAAUCCGCAGUCGACAAAGCUUGAGCCUUUAUCGCCGCUCUAUACUUCAUCCACGUUCGAGUCUUCGUCAGCACUCAGUCCCUCAUCCACACCCGAGCCUUCCCCAACAUCUUCGCCCUCCUCGACACCUCCAGCCCCAGCUUACAGCUGUGCCCCCUACGUCGAGGAUGAAACAGAAUGCACAUGUACGCCAACGAACUGUGCAAUUGCAAGCUCUGGGUGUAGUGCGGUAAUAAUGACGGUCGGCCAAAACGGGUGUGAUGCCUAGUGCAACGGAUGUCAGGUUUCUUCGGAGUCUCCGUCGACGUCGGUUUCCACGUACACAGGUAGUUGGGUUACUAGUGUGGUAUUUGACACCGUCACGGCGUCGCCCGCGCCGGUCACGCUGACGUCGGUGGUGGUUGUCACGGAGCAGCCCGAGCCGACGCAGGCGCUGACGCAGUGUUGUUUGUGAUUUCGCUUUCUCCUGUUCAUUAUCGCUACCGCUGGCCGGGCGUUUGGCCGUUUGCUCUUUAGUAAGUUUUCAGAGUCUUAAAUAAACAACUAAGACUACACAGUAAAACCUCGUUAGUAUAAUAGUG